Messenger RNA from Malania oleifera, 1741 nucleotides. RefSeq names its product probable membrane-associated kinase regulator 4. Bases 390 to 1481 code for a protein of 363 amino acids. Lineage: Eukaryota; Viridiplantae; Streptophyta; Magnoliopsida; Santalales; Ximeniaceae. Gene Ontology annotation, molecular function: kinase inhibitor activity. Gene Ontology annotation, cellular component: plasma membrane. The record is from RefSeq and is a predicted model, not a curated record. The transcript has a single exon.
AUAAUCACUAUGUUCUUCCUUCAAGUGAAAACUGAAAAUUUAGAAUCAGGACAGGAAUCCUACAGUUCCCACCAAGAAAAAAGGGCAAACAGCGAUGAGAAAUGAACCACAGGUUUUAAAUUGGGGAAAACGAAAUAUACAGAAGGGGUCAGUGCCGGGCCAAUAGAGAGACUCCACCCAUAAUGUUCUGAAUUUUUUAUUUGGAAGCAUUCAAUGUUCUUCGAAUUUCUGACAUUUCCCAAAAAGUUUUUUUCUUUUCUUACUUUGGCAUCAUCCGCACUUUUAAAUGAUGCUCCUCGCUUCCUUACCUUUCACAAAGCUCAGCUCUCCAUAAGCUACUCCAGAGAGAGAGAGAUAGUCUUCUCUUACCAGUACAGUGAGCAUCUGCAAUGGCUGUAAACCUCCAUUCAUGUGACUAUGCAGAUGAAGACUACAUCGAUAUGGAAGUUAGCUCACAUGCCAACUUCUUCUGCCACUCCAUAAGCCCUCCUCCAAACCCCAGAGAAUUUGAAUUCCAAAUGUCUUCAGGCUGUCUAGAGAGAGAACCCUCAACUUCCCCAGCAGAUGAACUCUUCUACAAAGGAAAGCUCCUUCCUCUUCACCUCCCACCUCGCUUACAAAUGGUCGAAAAAAUCCUGCAGAACUCCAACUCUGUUUAUGACUGCAAAACAGAUGCCUUUGAAGAUUUCUAUAGCACCCCAUUAGCCACUACCACUGCCACACCCACUGCAGCCAGUACCCCUUUUGAAUCCUGCAAUAUUUCGCCUUCCGAGUCGUGCCAAGUUAGCAGAGAAUUGAACCCAGAAGAGUAUUUCUUCGAGUACUCGACUGAAGUGAGCGGUUUCAUCUGUGACAACCCCAAAAAGUCCUGGACUAGAAAGCUAAAGUUGAUCAAACAGUCUUCACUUGGCCUAAAGCUGAAGGCUUCCCGGGCUUAUCUCAAGUCUCUGUUUAGCAAGUCCGGAUGCUCGCACGAGUCCUGCACAGCAGCUGCAAGAAACGUAGAGGAAGGCUCAAUUCCAAAGGCAAAAGAGUAUCUUAACAAGUACAUGAAGGUGGGUAAGAAAAAUCCAUUUGGACAAAUCCAGGACAGAUACCAAAGAUCAACUACUCUCAUCAUGAGCUUUGGCAAAGACAAGAUGAGUGAAGAUAGCGAUGGCCACCAUAGGAGGUCGUUCUCGGCAGCCAUCAAACGCCAUUCGACAACCAACUCUUCAUCUUCUUCAACUUCCUCUGGCUCUUCUUCAUCUUCAAGCUCGGGCAAUUCGAAUGGGUUUUACGAGCCACAGCUUCUCAAGAGAAGCAGCAGUGCUAAUUCAGAAAUUGAGAGUUCUAUUCAGGGAGCAAUUGCCCAUUGCAAGAAGUCUCAGCAGCUGUUCCAUUCAGGAAGUACUGCAAGUGAAGUUGGUUUUUGCUCAUUCUCAGCUUCCAGGAUUGCUAUUUGUGAGAAUCAAGAAAGACCCGGGCUUUGCCGGGGCUGAGAGAGAAAGACAGAGAAGAAAAACGAGGAAGAAAUAAACGUUUGAUGAGUUCAUGAUGUUUUCUUCUUCAAAACCAGGCGUGGUAGUCCUGCACUGGCCUAGGCCAGAGCGUUCUGCGGAAGUUUGUAAUAAUGUAGAACCUCCACUCUCUUUUUCCUUGUUAAAAAAGAUUGUUUUGAAGCACUACUGAAUGUUAACUAGAGUUUUUAGACUUCAAAUCAAGAACUCAAUAACAUUUGCUAAAUGAUGUUUUCAAAUUU